CAUGGCUCCCACGUAUCAGGUGACAACGUGGGCAAAGCUGGAGCCAGCGAGCCGCCUCGGACGCAAACCCACCCAACAACACGAGGAGGAGCGGCACGCGGCAUGGCCAGCGACAGGGGGGCGACGGCGUGCGCGGAGGAGGACGAGGAGGAAGACUCGGCUGCGGCGGGAUACUACGACGACGAGCUGGGCUGUGAGGACGGAGUGUUGGGCUUCAGCGAUUCUCUGAAUGGAGAGGUGAAACCUCGUAUACUGUUGAUGGGCAUGAGGAGGAGUGGGAAGUCCUCCAUCCAGAAGGUGGUCUUCCAUAAAAUGUCGCCCAACGAGACCCUGUUCCUGGAGAGCACCAACAAAAUCUGCCGAGAGGACGUGUCCAGCAGCUCCUUCGUCAGCUUCCAGAUCUGGGACUUCCCUGGACAGAUUGACUUCUUCGACCCCACCUUUGACUAUGAAAUGAUAUUCAGAGGCACCGGAGCGCUAAUCUUUGUCAUCGACUCACAGGAAGACUACGUGGAGGCCCUGAGUAGGCUGCAUCUCACCGUGACCCGGGCCUACAAGGUCAACCCGGAGAUCAACUUUGAAGUGUUCAUCCACAAAGUGGACGGCCUGUCAGACGACAACAAGAUUGAGAAGCAGCGGGACAUUCAGAAACGGGCCAGCGAUGACCUCGCCGAUGCCGGCUUGGAACACAUACACCUGAGCUUCUACCUAACUAGUAUAUACGAUCACUCCAUAUUCGAGGCUUUCAGUAAAGUGGUCCAGAAGCUUAUUCCACAGCUGCCCACGCUGGAAAACCUGCUCAACAUCUUCAUAUCUAACUCGGGCAUUGAGAAGGCCUUCCUGUUCGACGUGGUCAGUAAGAUCUACAUCGCCACGGACAGCAGCCCAGUGGACAUGCAGACGUACGAGCUGUGUUGUGACAUGAUCGAUGUGGUCAUCGACAUCUCCUGCAUCUACGGCCUGACGGACAGUGAAGCUGGUUUACCCUACGACGAGGAGUCCAUGGCCAUCAUCCACUUGAACAACACCACGGUCAUGUACCUGAAGGAGGUCACCAAGUUCCUUGCGAUCGUCUGCUUCGUCCGUAAUGAAAGCUUUGAGAGAAAAGGACUGAUCGACUACAACUUCCACUGCUUCAAGAAAGCCAUCCAGGAGGUGUUUGAUGUUCGGGUGAAAGUUCAGCAGAACUGCAAACUUCUCAGUCAGAGGAGGUGGAGCAAGCUGAGUGCAACCAAUGGGUUGUCCAGUAACCCCCAAUAAGGGCCGAGCAUGUCACACCGGACAGACUCCGCCCUUGUUUACAGGAACGCGGGCCGUAUUGUGACACCUGACUGAACAUGUGAUGCUCUGCACGUUGGAGGUUUGAAUGUAUUUUGGUGGAAGAGGUGGGUGGAUUUUAACAUGGCUAUUACUCCACUGUGAUUACAUUCUGUCCGCCGUGCACUUGGGGGUCAUUUUUGUCCCCCACACAUAAUAUUUACUUGUGAGUGUGAAAGGUUGCUUGUCUCCAAUCCAGAGUUUGUCCUGUCUCCCGCAUGAAGUUUGCUGGGAUUGACUCCAGCCCCCCCUGUAUGAAGGACAAGCGGUUCGAAGAUGGAUGGAUGGGUGGAUUUGGUUAAAAUGCGUUCCCCAUUAUUAUUUCAUUCAGGGUUUUUUUCUAUUUUAGGCUUAGUCGAGUGAAUGUAGUUUGUGUUUUUAUUAAGGCCUUAUCAGAUUAACUUGUAAUAAAAGGACUUUAUUUAAAAUCC
Pungitius pungitius (ninespine stickleback) is the source of this 1748-nucleotide messenger RNA. RefSeq names its product ras-related GTP-binding protein D-like. Gene Ontology annotation, molecular function: GTPase activity; GTP binding. The transcript is spliced from 7 exons. Gene Ontology annotation, biological process: cellular response to starvation; negative regulation of autophagy. The record is from RefSeq and is a predicted model, not a curated record. Lineage: Eukaryota; Metazoa; Chordata; Actinopteri; Perciformes; Gasterosteidae. Gene Ontology annotation, cellular component: nucleus; Gtr1-Gtr2 GTPase complex; lysosome. Bases 103 to 1260 code for a protein of 385 amino acids.